AUGUCCAAUAAGAGUUUUCUGGUCGGUACUUGCAGAGGGGGACUCCUUCGUUUCUUCACUAAGGAAACGCUUGACGUUGGACAAAGUGCUGAUUAUCCAAACUUUGAAAAAGCGCAAAUGCAGAGGACUCGUAAAUGUGGAAAAAGGAGAUGAAGAGAUCACGAACACAAUCAUAGUCAACGAGACGAAAAAAUGUUGAAACCAACUCGGGCUUGGUGGCAAGAAACUGAAGAAGGGCGGCAUCUCGAUAAACGGUUGAAAAAAUGCGGCAGGUUAGAGUGAGAGUAGAAAGACGAGAAGAGGAUUCAUCAUCCUCUAAAAUACUAUACAGCGCAUCAAGAGUCACAGUAUUUGAGAGAAAAGCCGCCUUAACACUCGAGACAUCUUGUUGGAAAAGAAAUUCAACUCGGCAAAUCAAAUCAUAUUGCUUAUCGGAAGAUUUUGACAGAUCAGGACCUUGACGAAUAAAUUCGAUCAUUCGAAGAAUAUUUUGAGUUUGACAGAGGUAAUCAAUUAGUUUAUUAUCAUAUUCCCUGUAGGCAUCAGUAA
Rodentolepis nana is the source of this 549-nucleotide messenger RNA. The record is from the annotation of a GenBank genome assembly. Lineage: Eukaryota; Metazoa; Platyhelminthes; Cestoda; Cyclophyllidea; Hymenolepididae.